AGCUCCGAGAAUGUGACCCUGAAGAAAUGACGGUGCCUGACUAGCCGGCUCUCAACAGGGUCUGCCUCCGAUGUUUACCCCCAUCAGGCGCCUCUAGGACGAGUUGAAGGACCUCACAACACCUCCGAGCCAAUUCAAGUGCGUGCUACAGGUCUAGCCGGACUAGACUAGACCCUUCUUGGGUGGCCGGGCCAGCGCCUGGUUCAAUGUCACCCUUCAUCGUCCUGGCGCCGUCUGGUGUGCUGUGUGCACCCAAGCACCCAACGGUUCCCUCUCGCCCACGAUGCUUUCCGCCUUGCUACCUAUCAUGCACACGGAGCCCAGUGCCCUAUGACCUACUACGUACAGCGUAUAACGUCCCUUUGGCCCGCCAGCCCCAUCCCGCACGGCUCCGUGAGGACAAGAGCCGGCGCAACAGCCGGAUCUCGCUUCCUACGUUCCUAUACCCUUGGAUCUCAUGCAUUGCUCUCCCCCUUUGUCCCUCUAUCCUCUAUCCCGCUCUAUCGCUGCCUUGCUGUCCUGUCGCGGCUGAUCGGAUCACUCCCGUAGCCCUCGAUGCAUUGCCACACCUACCGCCACGCCUGCCAAUGCACUGACUGGUUCCAAAAAAGAAAUCCCCGCUAUCCGCAAAGGGGAAACCGUCAAUGCCCCGAACAAUGUCAUGUGUUAUUGGCCCCAAUCUAUCGUCUUUCCCGUCAUUCCGGCGGCGCGAUGAACUUGGACUUGGCGUUGGGGGAGGUGGCCAAGGUGGAUAUGGG
Sodiomyces alkalinus F11 is the source of this 758-nucleotide messenger RNA. RefSeq lists its product as hypothetical. NCBI's taxonomy places the organism in Eukaryota, Fungi, Ascomycota, Sordariomycetes, Glomerellales, Plectosphaerellaceae. Bases 207 to 596 code for a protein of 129 amino acids. The record is from RefSeq and is a predicted model, not a curated record. The transcript has 2 exons.